Cladophialophora psammophila CBS 110553 is the source of this 1647-nucleotide messenger RNA. RefSeq lists its product as uncharacterized. Gene Ontology annotation, biological process: regulation of DNA-templated transcription; DNA-templated transcription. Gene Ontology annotation, cellular component: nucleus. Bases 1 to 1647 code for a protein of 548 amino acids. The record is from RefSeq and is a predicted model, not a curated record. The transcript is spliced from 2 exons. Lineage: Eukaryota; Fungi; Ascomycota; Eurotiomycetes; Chaetothyriales; Herpotrichiellaceae. Gene Ontology annotation, molecular function: DNA binding; zinc ion binding; DNA-binding transcription factor activity, RNA polymerase II-specific.
AUGGAGGCCGAAGCAGCAGAUCAACCUGAUAAAGCCCCUCAAGCCUGCGUAUCCUGUCGAAAACAAAAGAGAAAAUGCGACAAAUUGCUCCCGAGCUGCUCGUUGUGCAUCCGCAUGUCCCGCCCUUGUGAUUACUCGGAGACCGCCCCCAUCCCUACCUCUGAAGACUUCGCCGCAAUGCGACAGAAGAUAGCCGACUUGGAAGCCCGCCUCGAAGGUCGACGGUCUGAAGGGGGGCAUGGACCGAUGCGCUCUUUCAGCGCGAGUCCUGGCAUCGGUGGCGGCGAGGCUGCCUUUGCCACCGACAGCAAUGCCACUUUCCCUGCUGCCUUUUUCCUGGACGCCGAAGUCUUUGUGGAAGCGCAGCUGACUAUUCCCAGACCCAACAUCGCUGUCCCGCCAGAAGUCGCAGCGACAGUGGGAGUGUCGAUCCUGGACAUUCAGGAAAUUGUCGACCGAUACUUCGCAAACAUCCAUACCUGGCUCCCAUUCGUCUCCAAGAAGCGCAUGCAGUUGACACUGUCCAAUCCCACAAUGGAACUUACUCUCGACCUAGCACUCCUGCUCUUGUCCAUGAAGCUCGUCAUCCAGGUACCUCAAAGUGGUCCUCAAAGUAUCCGCUCACCGUUGUACAAUCUUAGCAAGGGCUACGCCAACAUGGUCGAAUCGAGCGGAUUGAUGUCCCUCCAGUUGCUGCAAGCGAAUAUCUUGGUCGCCGCAUACGAGAUAGGCCACGCAAUCUAUCCGGCAGCGUAUCUGAGUACUGGACACUGCGCUAGAAUCGGACACGCGCUGGGUCUCAACGACCGGCGCCAUGCUCCUCAAAUGCUCAAGAAAAGAACGGGAGCUUGGGGGGAGCUGGAGGAAAUGAAGCGAACUUGGUGGGCAACAAUGCUUUUGGAUAGAUAUGUCAAUCUCGGUUCCUCUGGUCACCCGUUGGCUACCGACGACCCUGUCCUCUACGAUACUCUGCCGGCCGACGAUGACCUCUGGGACGAGGGACAGAUAACGACGAGUGAACCACUCUACGUCUCCUCGCCUACGAACGUUAAAGCUGGAGCGUUUACAAGAACGUGUCAAGCGACGCACCUCCUAGGUAGGCUCGUCCGUCUUCUGAAUGACAGACUGCUUGAUGCACCCAUGCGAUUUUCCGAAGCGAUCCAGCUACAUCGAACACUCCAGGCAUUGGCUAAUUUACUUCCUAACGACGUGCAUCGAUCGCCAGAGCGGUAUGGAACGCCCCUGGCCAUCUGUUAUAGCAGUCUCAUGCACCUUUGCGAUCCGUUUGCUUGUACAGAAUCUAACGGUGGCCACCGAACCGUGGAAGAGACUGAGAUGCAGACCAUUGCCAUCGCAGGCAUGAAGUCGGUUGCGGCAGAUGUCUUCCGGUUCAGCCAACUCCUCCAUGUGGGCAUGACAUCGAACCCUGCAGCGGUGAGUCCUUUGGUGGGGGACUGUAUUUAUUUUGGAGCGAGCAUUUACGCAUGGCUUGCCCAUGAGACAGGACUGAGGGAAAUGGGAGAUGCAUACCAUAUUCUAAGGAAGGUCUUGGAGACAAUGGCAUCUCGGUGGGCAGUAGGGCAGCAGUACCUCACUCUGCUGGACAUAAGCAAGGAGAGCCUGUAUGCCGAUUCACAAUUUGUAUGA